CGAACUGACACUCAACUAAAGAACCUGUCGUUUAGAUAAUCAAGUUUCAGCUAGUUUGGUUGUAACAAAUAUUUGUGCAUUUUUUAAUUGACUUAUUCAACGUUCAAAUUAUCGUACUGCAUCUCUCAGAUUCACAGAAAAAACGCCCUAAAUAUAAAACGUACUUCAAAGCAGGUUAUGAUAAAAGAAAAUCGUUAAAACGAAUGAAUAAAAGAAAGCAUCUGACAUCGCUAAGCCGUAAAGGAUGUCCACAUUAUUGUUUUUACGAUUACAAGUACGAAAAUAGACCUGAAUUUCAAAAUGAAUUCAUUUUCAAACGUAAAUAAUAAAUAACCAAGUGUUCAUCGUACCAAGAAGCUAUUUUAUUUUUAAGGGUUGCAAAGCUGCUAUUGUGAGGGGAAAAUGUAUUAUGUAUUUUACGGAAUUGGAAUAUUUUUAACGACAUAUCAACUUAUUUCUAUUGUCGAAUGCCAAUGUCCAGAAUAUUUUCGAUACUUUCGUAAUGAAUCAAAUUUCGAAAUUAUGGGCAUCGUAGAAAUACCUUAUCCUCCGCAGGGAGUGCCUUUGCAUCUACGGGUUAUUUUAAGUGUAGCUACAGUAUUACCUACCAAAUACGUCGGUCGAAUAGAAUUGGCAAAAUCAAAAGAAGAGUCAAUAACAUCUAUUUUGCAUGGUACAUCUCUAUACUAUCGUAUAUAUUUCCCUGUUCGACAUCCGAUUCCAGUGGUUAUGAGUAUUGUUCUCAAUUCUUAUCAAUACUGUACGGGACCACCAGCAAUGGGAGCUAUCGUUACAAAUAUCAUGUUGGAGCAUGUGCUUUACCCAGCCAGAGUAGUUAUACCUCUUACCGAUCAGUUACUGAACAUCAUUUCAAAUCACACAACUCUUGCUUUGACAACUUCCUCAAGUCUCGAUACUAGUACGGAAAAGCACACAACGACAACAAAUCCAAUUGAAAGACAAACAAUAGUAGUGCCUAAUGAUUUCUCUUUAGUUCGCCCAGCUAAAUACAAACCCGCCGACUUGUCGUGCGGCUUAACAAGCGAAUCAAAUCCGUUGAAUCCAAGUGCUGAGUCAACUGAACCUAUUAUUUGGCCCUGGCUCACGGCAAUUUUCGUUCUGAGAAACGAGUUAGAUUUUCAAUGCUCGGGUAAUCUCAUUUCCAGACAGCAUGUUUUAACGACCGCACGCUGUCUAAAGGAUGGUGAGAAUGACGUUUCUCCAGACAUGAUGCAAGUAUCGCUAGGUCGCACCAAUUUAUGGAAUUGGAAAGAACCUGGAUCGAUCAAUGUCGGGGUAGCGGAGUACAAGAAACAUCCACACUUUCAAGAUACUGAAAGUUCUGAUCAUGACUUAGCCAUUGUUAAAUUAAUAAAGCCUAUCAACGUUACCCGAAGCAUACGUCCCAUAUGUCUGUGGAUGGAAAUACCUGAUCUGGAUAAUAUAAUUGGCAAACCUGCUUAUGCUAUUGGAUGGGAAAGUAGUAUCAGCAAUAAGCUUGAAUUAUUGGAACCUAAGAAAGUAAAAAUGCCCGUAGUCGCACAGAGACAAUGCCUGCAAAGCAACGAUAGAUUUAGAAAAAUUAUUUCAAGUCGAACUUUCUGUGCUGGUAAACGAGACGGAAUUGACUCUUGUCUUCUUAGUAAUGGUAGCGGAUUGGUCAUGUUUCAUGCUCGUUAUCAGCGCUAUCAUCUGAGAGGGAUGAUUUCUUUGACAUUGGCCGAUUUCCAAUUAUACUUUUGUGAAUCUGAAGAUUACGUAGUGUUUGUUGAUAUCGCUAAAUAUCUGCCGUGGAUACGACGGGAAAUUGCACUUUAAUGUUGUCAAAUUUUAUUAAAGAUAUUAUUAUAUUUAACGUUAUAUUUAAAACGACUUUCUCGUUUAUCGAAAUUUACUUGCGUAUAUUUGCACAAAUUAUAGUUGCUGUACAAGUCGAAUUUAUU
Messenger RNA from Phymastichus coffea, 1943 nucleotides. Its product is annotated as serine protease gd-like. Gene Ontology annotation, biological process: proteolysis. Lineage: Eukaryota; Metazoa; Arthropoda; Insecta; Hymenoptera; Eulophidae. Bases 403 to 1818 code for a protein of 471 amino acids. Gene Ontology annotation, molecular function: serine-type endopeptidase activity. The transcript has 8 exons. The record is from RefSeq and is a predicted model, not a curated record.